Molecule: messenger RNA, 1326 nt
Organism: Seriola dumerili (greater amberjack)
Lineage: Eukaryota; Metazoa; Chordata; Actinopteri; Carangiformes; Carangidae
Gene: gabra2a
Product: gamma-aminobutyric acid receptor subunit alpha-2-like
Biological process (GO): synaptic transmission, GABAergic; gamma-aminobutyric acid signaling pathway; monoatomic ion transmembrane transport
Cellular component (GO): synapse; neuron projection; dendrite membrane
Molecular function (GO): GABA-A receptor activity; benzodiazepine receptor activity; GABA-gated chloride ion channel activity
Source: RefSeq, a predicted model, not a curated record
AUGGCAUUUGGGAUGUGCAACGCCCCUGCUACCUUCCAACGGUCAAAGGCGGAUUCCAAUUCAACACGUAACUUCAAAGACAUCACAACCUUCACUAAGAUCCUGGACAGUCUGCUGGACGGAUAUGACAACAGACUGAGACCUGGUCUGGGAGACCGAGUGACAGAAGUGAAGACUGACAUCUAUGUGACCAGCUUUGGCCCAGUGUCUGACACAGAUAUGGAGUACACUGUGGAUGUCUUCUUCCGUCAGAGUUGGAAGGACGAGCGACUGAAGUUCCACGGACCGCUGACACUGCCUCUCAACAACCUGAUGGCCAGUAAGAUCUGGACUCCUGACACCUUCUUCCACAAUGGCAAGAAAUCAGUAGCCCAUUAACAUGCCAUGCCCAACAAGCUGCUGAGGAUCAUGGAGGAGGAACCCUGCCUGUACACCAUGAGGCUCACGGUUCAAGCUGAGUGUCCCAUGCACCUAGAGGACUUCCCCAUGGACUCUCACUCGUGUCCUCUGAAGUUUGGCAGUUACGCCUACACUAAGACCGAGGUCACGUACAUCUGGACUCGUAACGCCUCCCAGUCUGUGGACGUUGCAGCUGAUGGGUCCAGACUCAACCAGUACGACCUGGUGGGCCAGAGUGUGGGGAAGGAGACCAUCAAAUCCAGUACUGGUGAGUACACAGUCAUGACGGCUCACUUCCAUCUGAAGAGGAAGAUCGGCUACUUUGUGAUCCAGACCUAUCUGCCCUGCAUCAUGACGGUCAUCCUCUCCCAGGUCUCCUUCUGGCUCAACCGGGAGUCUGUGCCGGCCAGAACUGUCUUUGGUGUGACUACAGUCCUCACUAUGACCACGCUGAGUAUCAGUGCCCGUAACUCACUGCCUAAGGUGGCCUAUGCUACAGCUAUGGACUGGUUCAUCGCUGUCUGUUACGCCUUCGUCUUCUCUGCGCUCAUUGAAUUUGCUACAGUCAACUACUUCACCAAGAGAGGCUGGGCCUGGGACGGGAAGAGUGUCGUCAAUGACAAGAAAAAGGAAGCAUCCAUCAUGAAGAAGAACAACGCCUACGCUGUGGCGGUGGCUAACUACGCUCCCAACAUCACAAAGGACUCCACGCUGCCCACCAUCUCAAAGUGCGCUCUGAGCGACCCCAACAAGACCACGGCAGAGACCAAGCCCGAGCAGAACAAGAAGACCUUCAACAGCGUCAGCAAGAUCGACCGCAUCUCCCGCAUCAUGUUCCCCGUGCUGUUCGGGAGCUUUAACCUGGUCUACUGGGCCACCUACCUGAACAGAGAGCCGGUCAUCAAAGAUCUGGAUCCUUCCAAGUGA